This is a messenger RNA of Porites evermanni, 20396 nucleotides long. The record is from the annotation of a GenBank genome assembly. NCBI's taxonomy places the organism in Eukaryota, Metazoa, Cnidaria, Anthozoa, Scleractinia, Poritidae.
AGAUGAAUUAUGAAGCGAUUUUACUCAGUUGAAGAUUGAUUUUGUCUUGCAUAAUGAGUAAGUAGUAUAGUGAUUUGUGUUCAAUAUCUGUCCAAAAAGUUUUACAAAUGCUUCGGAUCGAGACCCACCAAACCAUGAGCAAAGUUCGUGAUACACCAAUCAUCAACAACCACGAUGGGCUUAUUCACGCGCAUAUCUACGCAUACUGUAUGAAAACACAAAAGGCUAGUUCCCCUGGGACCUCUAUUGGGUAAACAAAACGUACAAGCUAAAGAGGUCUAUUCCAUUCCAUAACCUUCUACAUCAUCCGUUCCCAUCACCCCUCCUAUUUCAUUCCAUACUUUUCUUAAGCAUCUCAUCCUCUCCCAUCCCAUCUGAUCCCUGUCUGUCUCAUCCCGUUUAUUUAAUCUUAUUCCAUCUCAUCCCAAUGCACCCCAACCCGAGCUACAACCUAUUUCAUCCCAUCUUAUCAUUAUCAUCAUUAUCAUCAUCAUCAUCGUCAUCAUUAUCAUCACCAUCAUCAUUAUUCUCGUCCUCAUAAUUGAACGAUGCUUUCUUUGACCAAAGAUGUCAUCUCUGGAAAGCUAUAAGUGAAUUAAGCAUUCAAUAUGAUUGGUGUAAGAGGAUAAGGAUAGGAGACCAUGGGAGAAGUGGUUUGAGCCUGUGGUAAAAACAUUUCAAGUAAUUAUAGUGAGUCAGAAACUCUAUUUUAUCAUUCUAGCCUAAAAGCCGGGACAUUUAUUUAUAGUUACUUAUGAAGCUUUUUCCCCAGGUUUUAAUCUGAUUCAGCAGUUGAAAAUAGCGUUGGAGCAGUACCCAGAUGAUGGACAGAUUCUGAAGGUGAGGCAAAGGUUAUUAAAAUAUUCUAAUGUCAACUCAUUAGCGCCAGCCUGAUAUAUGAAAUAUUACUCAACAUAUCAAUCGUGCCUCCUUCCAAAGAGGUUGAAUUGUGAAACAUUUGGUAGCAGACCACUUUCAAGUCUUGAUGACGUAUCGCCCCGGGCCCGGUUGUUCAAAUGUUACAUAGCGCUUUCAACCGAAUAAAUUCAUGCAACGGAUAAGUAUUAGGAAAACCAAAUGCACUAUCCAGUGGAUAGAGAUUUAUCCGGUGGAUAGCGGUAUCAACCCUUUGAACAACUGGGCCAGAUGUUAGAUAAUUUAUAGCGGGGGCGCAUUGGCCUCUUGUGCAAUAAAAAUGUAUCAGGCCUUUGUUUCUUUUCCCUAUUCUCAAAAUAAAUAAAUAAAUAAAAACGCUUGAUGGCACUCUAUAAAGGUAUAUAGAGGAUAAUAAUACAUGGCCGCGCGGAGAUACAAAAUUUAUCUUCGAGUGUUGAAAAAUAUUUCACGAGUGGGCACAGCGAACGAGUGAAACAUUUUUUCAACACUAGAAGAGAAAUUUCGUAUCUCCAAGCGGCCAUGUAAUGCUCUAUUUAUUAUAUAAACACAGGAGCUAUCUAUUAAGUAGCCAUAGCAAUGGUGAUAUUUUCACACGUGAAGAUAUCAAGUUUUCGUGCGAAAGCUCACCUGGUAUUUCAUUGGUGUUUAUAUAAUAAUUAAAAAUAUGUAAUGAAUACUUAGUUGGGUUUAUUUGUAUCAGGAGCUCAUUCAAAAUGCAGAAGAUGCUGGUGCAAGUCAAGUUAAAUUUCUUCAUGACCGUCACAGCUAUGGAAAAGAAAAACUACACAGCAAGGAACUCGCUAAGUUUCAGGUCAGCCUACACUGCUAACACCUAUCUACUUAUUUAUCAGUUGGUAUUAAUCUGCAACAGUUUUUAAGAACCCUGGCCCAAUUUUACAACUUUAUUUAAGACCCAACGACGUCAUAUCGGAGAAAACUACUAAGGGAAAAGAAAAAUUCAAAAAAAUGUUUUUGAGUGCAGUUUAUGUGCUUAUUUCACGACUAAAUAAGCGAAAAUGUGUUACUCACGACUACCCGCGAGUAGCUUCAAGGAGGAAGCUUUGUUAUGGGAAGAAAAAACAGCUCGAUCCGUGUAUUUUUCGAAGAAAUGGAAGUUAUUUGGUCAAAGUGUAGGUUCCGAAUGGCGUUUGCAAGCAAAAUAUCAUUCCUUUUGCGUUUUAAGUAUCUACUGCUUGAAAACAUGGUGCAGCAAUACUUACAACUCUAUUGCUCUCUCAAUUACAAAACUGUAGCUCUUUUUAAAUCAGCUAUCUAACUGUAAACGCAAUAUUCUUAACAGGGACCCGCACUUUAUGCUUACAAUAACGCCGAGUUUAAGCACAGUGACUGGGAAGGUAUCAGAAUGUUUUUUGAGAGCGAAAAGGUCAAAGAUCUAGUACAAAAGGAUUGUUUUGGUCUGGGGUUCAAGUCGGUGUUCCAUGUUACAGGUAAGAACACGCGUUCACUGAGGCGGUUAUUUAUUUCUUUCUCUUAACCGCAAAAUUAGCCACCAAAAGACCCUAAAAAACGGGCAUUAACUUCAAUUUAUACACCAAUACAUUCUAAAACGGAAAAGUCAGAAGCUAUAAUUUAAGAAUAAUGCAAGAAUAUGUUUAGCCUAAAGUCGGCAGACCAAUAAGAAUAUUCAGCCUGGGCAGGAAAAACAACAUUCUCUUUAAAAGAAAGAGUGUACUACCUUUUCUCAAUACACUACAAGUGUAGUUCAUCCAAUGUGAAUGACAACAGCGUGUAACAUUAAAAUAGGUUCACUUUGUUAAUGUUAUGCUUGCUCAAGUAACAAUACUUCAUCUCUAGUUGAUUCUCAUAUCGCAUUCUUACUUAACCACAGAUCUACCAAGUAUCAUGAGCACCUCGCAGAUCGGCAUAAUUGAUCCACACGAGAAAUGCUUUGAAGAAGGAGGUACAGGAUACAGCUGGGACGUAAGAGAUGACAGUGAUAUCAUGAACGCCAUACCAGACCAGUUUGCUCCUUACAGGGGAGUAUUUGACGGCCCAGAGGACAUUUUCACCACCGGCUCAUACAACGGUACUCUUUUCCGCUUUCCACUACGAACUGAGCCGUCCAAGUUAUCAGAGACUUUGUAUUCUGCCGAAAAGAUUAACGAUUUGUUCAAUAGCUUCAUGGCUGAUGCCCACUUGGUUCUACUGUUUAUGCAGCAUCUUGAAAGUAUUGAACUGUAUGCUCGUGAAGAGUUGGAAAGGGAACCCAGAAGAAUGUUUCAAGUCAGAGUAUCCGAAGAAAGCCUUCCGUUGGUAAGAGAAAAGAGAAAGGAGUUUCAAGAAACAGUCCCUAGCGGUCAGCUUUUACCCCACUCAGUCCACGUCACUUAUCCAAUUACGAUUGAGACAGUACAAUAUCACCAAGGGGAAGAAGCAGGCAAAUACAGUCAUUCGUACCUUGUAACCAAUUACGUUUGUGGCGGAGAUUUAUCGUCUGAAUUUCAAAAGCUUGUUGUGGAUCCAAGUCUCAGCUACCUACCAAAAGUUGGCGUUGCCAUGGCAUUGCCCUCAAGUCCCCAGGAUUCCGUCCCAGAAAUUCAAGGUCACGUGUUUUGUGUCUUACCGUUACCGGUGCAGAAGACCAGUUUGACAGGUUUGCCGGUUCAUGUGAAUGGCUUCUUUGCCCUGACUCAGAAUAGAGGUCAAAUCAAGUUUCCAACCGCAGGACAGGAAGGUCAACCUUUAACUGACAAAUCCUUAAAAUGGAAUCAGUGUCUUUUAGAGGAGGCCAUACCCCAAGCCUAUGCCACGAUGAUUUUAGAAGCCAUCAACGCCAAGAGCUUCAAAGUGCAGGCAGCGACCGUUUACCAGUAAGUGAUAACUGUAAGAAACUGUAAAGCCAGGUGUCAAUUUAAUAAAACUUUCACAAGUGUAAUUUUCAAGUGGAGCUAUUGUUUUGAAGUCUGAAGACAAUAGUACACUUGUGAAUGACGCUUGUAAAAAUUUUAUUAAAUUGACUUAAUUUAGUAAAUCUCAUCUAUGAAACAGAAUUCUACUUCAGUUGGAAAACCAAUAGCUGCCUUACCUCUAAGAAGCACUACAGCUAAGGCUUUCAUAUUAUCGCUGCAAUCGUUAAAAAAGACUAGCUAUUUUAACGAUUAAUUGUCGAAGAGUUUUGUCCAUACAGUCGAACCUCCACUAACGGCCACUUUAUUUUGUCCCGGCGAGUAGUCCAAACAUUGACUCUUUUUUAUACCUCUCUACAACGGCAACGGCCACUGACGCGUGUCACCAACUGCUAAAUACCCUCUCGACAAGUCAGCGACUGAUUAAAAAGUCAAGAAUGGUCAUAAAAUUUGAUCCGUGUGGCACGUCGAUGUGGGUAAUCGUAUUUUGAUUUUGUUUCAUCUAUACUGUUGCAAUAAUUUGUGUACGAUACUUAUUGCGAAUGUUUUUGUGUAUCUUAUCUCUCUAUAUUAUUUAUGACUGGAUUACCAUUAUGUGACUCAGUAACCAUGACAUUAGCACGAUAAACGUGUUAUACUCCUUCCAAAAAAAUUGGCAUGUUACUCCCCCGCUACCUCCCCAUAACGGCUGCCUCUCCACAACGGCCACUUUCUUCUGUCCCCAAGGUAGCCUUUGUGGAGAGGUUCGACUGUAUAUUUGCUGUGUUCUCUGGACAUAUUUCUCUGAGUUCCUAGUCAUCAUAUGGACACCAGCAGCCUUGAGGAGACAAACCGAAGCGAUAUUUCAUUAUGCCGCCUCCAACGAAAUUUUAUUGGCCUGUGUCAUUGCACCCAUUACCUUAACGGCUUUCUUUUUUUAUCCAUUUUAACAAUGAUGAUUCAUUUACGUUGUUACAGAGCGUGGCCAGAUUUCAGACGAGUCAACCAGAAAUGGAAGAGCGUUGUAGAACCAUUGUUUCAGAUCCUGAAAGGCAAGGAAAUUGUCUACACCAAAGUCAAUGGGGGAAAAUGGCUUCUUGUUGAAAAUGCAAUUUUCAACCAGGUACCUGAAAAACAUCUUAAAGAGCUACUUGAAAGUGUCUUACUUGCAGCAAAUGUUCCAGUUGUCUCUGUACAAAGCCACGUUAUAGAUGCCAUCAGCUCUUUUACCGACGCUAAGGAUAUCAAGAAUAUCACAGCUAGCGUCAUGAGAAAAGAGAUGAGGAACGCUUCAGCUUGUUACAAAAACCUUUUGAGGCAUGAAAAACUGCAGCUUCUUCAGUUCUGUUUACAAGAUCACCAAUAUGAAGACCUUUGCGGCCUGGAGCUUUUGCCUCUCUCCAAUGACAUAUUUACCACAUUUUCAGCCCUUGCCCAUGAAAUCUACAUAAGCUCGCCUGAGCAUUCUCAAGAUCUUCUACCUGGCCUAGAGCACCGCUUCUUGGAUAGAACGGUGGAUUCAGACAUCCGUCAAAAGCUGAAUUGCGCAGUCAGACAAGGUCAGUCAAAGUACAAGGUAGCACUGCUUGGAGACUCCUCUUUGUCGAUGACACCGUUUACUGAGGGAAAAUUUUUCAGGAUUUAUCAUAAGUGCAAAAUUUCAUGCCCUAGUCAUCCCGCCUGCCUUAAUUCUUGGCGCUAAUUUUCUGGUUUUAAAUCGGAUUUAAAAAUACUAGGUUAUCCUUUGGCGACUCCUUUUUAUCCCGUUGAACAAUGUAGUAAUUAGAACAUUUGAGUUUGGAAAUGAUUAAUCUCCUUCAUAACCGCACUAGCUUAAUCUCAUUAAAUGCAUAUAUAGUCCGGAUGAUUGAUACAUUGUGUACCAAGCUACCAGUACCAAUUUGGUUAUUAACAACGCCAUGAUAUUAUCUUUUAGUAGUUUUUUUUUUGUUUCGUGGUGACAUACAAGAAUGUCAAUGCCCAUCGUUUCAAUGAUUCAGAAGCUGUGUCUUGUUAAUAGUUAUCUUAAUUCAAAGGGAGUACCUGACAACAGUAGACAAUUUUGACAGCGGCAGGCACUCCCUCUUUACGCUAAUGAUUUUCUUUCAUAGAAUGCACCCAGCUACGACUUCUCGCCGAAAACGACGUGAUAGUUCUUCUUAAAGAAUCUCUGCCUUCCAACUGGAGUCAAGGAAAAACUGUCCUGUGGCACCCAGAAGACAAAAACCACAACCAUCCCCCAAGAGACUGGAUCAAGCUCAUUUGGAGAUACGUUCGCGACCAUUUCUCUACUGCAGAGGGGCUUUACCGACUUCAGAACUUUUCCUUAAUUCCGGUUAGCAUGAAACAGUCAACUGUUACUUUGCGGCCACUUACUCAGCCUUCCACAGUCGUGGUUAAAAGCUUGGGUGGGAACGUUAUCAAUGAUGCUUUGAUGCAUGUCUUGACAAAGAUGGGCGGGACUGUCUUGACUGAUUGUCCGGACUUUAUACUUGAUCACCCCUCUGUCUUGGAUACUUUUAUGCAUCGUCCCAAUGUCCGAGGUAUUUUUGAGACAAUAGUGAACUUAGACUCCAAGUUCACCACUAAAAAGUUGUCCGAAGUCGUGAGAGGGGUUUCUCCAGGAGAAAAGCGAAGUUUGAGAUCGUUCCUUGCUAAUAUUAAACCAGGGCAGGUAGGAAAAAAAGAAAGCAAUCUCAUGUGCUCUCUUCCGAUUUUUGAGACGUUCUCCAAAAGGUUUGUGUCCAAAAAUGAAGGUCUGCCAGCAGCGGGUAUCGAAUCUCUUCCCAUUCAACCAAGACAGGAACUCAUUGAUAUUUCUCAAGAAGAAUCUAGGAGUCUAGCUCUCCUUCUUGAAGUCCGGAUUCUGAAACCAACAGAAGUGCUCUGCGAAACAGUAUUUCCUGACAUCCAAAACGGCAAGUAUAAUGGUGGGCAGAUUGACAAGUUAAUGUCCUAUGUGCUCACGCAUUUUGCAAACACCGUUCGUUCCGAUGCUUUCUUCAAGCGGGAUAUGCAAGCGUUGCCAUUCUUGCCAAAGGCAAAUAAGAGUCCUCGGGUGAAGACAUCAGAUGUCUUUGAUCCCAGAAAUGAGAGCUUAAGGAAAAUAUUUGUCACCGAAAAUGUUUUUCCCGUCGGCCAGUUGUAUAACGAUCCCAUCGUCCUAAAUGUUUUGGAAGAAAUUGGAAUGAAAAACGAAUCCAAUAUCACAGUGAAAGAUCUCUUUCGAAGCGCUUUAAAAGUUAGUGUGCUUUCAGACCCUUCAACAGCAAGAGAAAAGUCUCAUGCAAUUUUGCAGCAUCUUGAACGUCAUCCACAGAAACUUAAAAGCAAAAUUGAUGGAGAAGAGUUGGGAUCGCUACUGAUGAAAAUCCAUUGGCUGCUACGGUUGCCCCAGAAAACGUCAAACUUUCCGCCCUCACUCCCGUGGUUUGAAACAGGAAAAGGAGAAAGAUCCUUUUUCAAGCCUUCUGAACUGAAGAGCCCUCAACUGAUCAAUCUCAUCGGCACGGUUAAACCGGUCAUAGACUUUGAGUACUCGACUGAAGUCGCGGGAUACUUUGGCUGGCUGAAGAAACCAGACGUCUCUGAUGUAGUUAAGCAUUUGCAGAAGGCAGUCAGGCAUUACAAUGAGGAAGAGAAGGCGUAUUACAGGGUUUUGGUAAACGAAGUCUAUUCGUUUUUGAGCAGUGCAAACUAUGGUGAAGUCUCAGAAGCACUAGAAUAUUCACAGUUCAACUGGGUGUGGAAUGGAGACGGCUUUUCCUCCCCUAGCCACGUGCUUGCCAUUGAUCCGGGCAUUAACCUCGCACCCUUCAUUCGCAUUCUUCCUCCAGAGAUGAUGAAACACUCUCAGAUGUUCUCCAACUUUGGCAUGCGGACAAAAAGUGAUCCAUCUCUUCUAUUGCAAGUUCUUGACUUGAUAAAAGACAAGUACGAUGAUUGUAAUUCCCCAUUUGCAGCCUCUGAAGUAAAACACGAUCUCCAGUUAUCGGUCGACAUUUUGAACGAGUUGGCAAGUAAGGAAUUAUCGCCUGAGGUCCAGAAAAGGAUUCUUCUUCCUGUCCGUGUAAAGGACAAAUUGAAAGUUCAGCUUGCACCAGUCGAGCACUGCAUGUACAAUGAUCAAAAAGAGGGGCUUCACAGUGAAGGCGAGAAUGGAGAGCCAAAAUACUAUUACGUGCAUUCUAAUGUACCUAACGACACUGCUGUUCGACUUGGUGUACCAUCGUUAACACAUAGACUGUUGGACCCUGAUGAGCUAUCCAUUGAAGAAGAGUUUGGACAGGAGGAGAAGCUUACUACUCGAUUGAAUCGACUUCUAGAAGACUGCAAUGAUGGUCUUUCAGUUUUAACAGAGCUCGUGAAAAUCGCAGAUGCUGCUGGAGCCACUGAGGUUAAAUUCAUGUACGACGAAAGAACCAACAAGGAUGCUAUGACCUGUCUCAUUAACGAGGGAAUGAAAAAAUGCCAAGGUCCUGCUCUCUGGGUUUACAGCGAUGCAACAUUCAAGGAUGAGGAUUUUGUUAACAUCACAAAGCUUAAUGAAGCAACCAAAGUGCAUUACACUGAGAAGAUCGGUAGAUUUGGACUUGGUUUCAACGCAGUGUAUAACAUUACUGAUGUGCCAAUGUUUGUAAGUAAGAACUAUUUUUUCGUACUUGAUCCUAACACAUCUCACCUGGGAACUGCUAUCAAGGACACAAGAAAGCCAGGUAUGAAGAUUAAUCUCAACAAAAACGUCAGAAACCUGCAGACCUUUAAAAAUCAGUUUAAACCAUUCAAUGGCGUAUUUGGCUGUGAUUUGAGUCAUGACAGGGAAGACUACUCGUACGAUGGUACGCUUUUCAGAUUGCCAUUGAGAACAAGGGAACAGGCAGCAGUCAGUGAGCUCAUAGAAAAGUUUUACGACGAACACGAAAUAAGGAAACUGUUUGAAAUGUUUCUCGAGAAAGCGAACACUGUUCUUCUUUUUACGCAAAACGUAUUCCGCGUUGGAAUGUACUUUUUACCAAAAUCUUCAGAACAGAAUAUACAACCGUUGCUAAUGUUUCAGGUCAACAAAUCACUCGCCCAAGGAGGAAUACUGAGAGAACUGUCUUUCCCUAUCGCACUAGCAGACACUUCGAACAAACUAAGUGCAGAACAGAAGAAGUUGUUGGUGCAUUCUAAUUUUCUUCAAGCAUCAUCCAAGGUUAAAAUACUUUCCAACAGCAGAAGAGUCAAACCAAGUGAAUUCCCUGAAUCAUCCAUUGUCGUUGAUGUGGAAUGCGUUUUAACUCAGUUUGGAGUCAGUUUUUUUCAAAAAGAGAAGCCCCCUGGAAGAAAACGUGAAAGCUGGUUGAUCGUGUCCUCAAUGGGGUGUGGAGAGUCUUUGAAGUUUUCUGAAGGCAAUCCUAAUCUUCUUCCGUCCGGGGGGGUAGCUGCUCAGCUAUUUAGUUUGGAUUGCAACACCUUUUUGCCCACAUCAGCAAAGAAUGGAACGGUUUUCUGCUCUCUUCCACUACCGAUUCACAGUGGCCUGCCAGUUUGCAUAAAUGGUGAAUUUGCAGUAGAUUCUAAGAGGCGUCGUUUGCAGGGCAAACUUGAAGAGGACAAGACAUGCUAUGGCGAGGAAUGGAAUAAUGUUCUAAUGACUGAUUCCAUAUCUACUGCUUAUCUGUGCCUCCUUGAGGACCUUAAGAAAAUUCUCCCUGAAGACGGAUCUUAUGUUUUCCAUUCACUGUGGCCGAGGGCUUCUGACGUAAGCGAACAAUGCUGGUCUAUUACAGAGUCAUUCUACAAGCAAAUUGCUUAUGGAUCUCAUGCUCUGUUUUCCAAUGGAAAAAAAUGGGUUGACAUUACUCGAGUGGUUUUUCUCCAUCCAGAACUUCGAAUGGAUCCUAAAAUUGGAGAAAUUUCGUUUGCUGUCUUUUGUAACUUCCCUGAAGGAAAUGACGUGGUGAUUGAUUUGCCAGCCGAAGUAUUCCAGUCUUUUGAACGGUGUGAUCUGUUUAAUGUGUUAAGAGGUAAAACAUACGACAGGCUUCGAUUUUUCCGUGAUGUUUUCUUUCCAAACAUUACAAGGGUUACUUCAGACCACCGGGAUGUUCUUGUGCUGUAUGCACUAAAUCAAAACAACGAGGAGUUGGAAGACUUGGUAAUAAACAACGCCUGCAUUCCAGCUUCACCUGAUGGAAAGAUUCUCAAGCGGCCGAGACAGUUAGUGCAUCCCAACAACGAAUCCUCCUCGUUGUUUUUCCCAGACGAUGGUAGGUUUCCCUUUGGCGAGGAGAAUACAUUUGGCAACCCACAAGUUCUUGCCAAACUAGAGGUACUUGGAAUGAACUCACACGAUCUUCCUUGGGAAGAUAUUGCAGAAAGAGCAGAGAGUAUCCAACGCGUUCAUUCAGUGGACAGUAACGCGGCAGUUAAGCGUGCUAAGUUUUUGAUAGAAUUCGUACAAAAGAAGUUAAAGGUGAAAGACAAAGGCCCCUCGGAAGGAGUCAUUUCUCGCAUUGUCAAGGCUGAGUUUCUCCCAGUACUAGAGAGACCGAAAUCAUUUCCCCUUCGCUGGAAAAGCGAAGAUUAUCGAAUAUCUCGAAGGCUUUUCGCAUCCCCGAAGGACGUCUUUCUUCCUUCCGACAAAUACCUGGUGUGUUGUACGGAGUUAGUUGUCGACCUAGACAUCCCCAAGAGGGCGACAGAAUUGCUAAGAUUACUCGAAAAAAGAGUUACUACAGAGCACGUGAUGAAACAACUAAGCGAAGCCAUUUCCGCCAGCAUUGGUACAAUGGAUCGUAAAAGUUUAGACGAAGUGAGCUGCGUUUGCACAGAGGCGUAUUCUUUUCUACAAGAAAAUAUUGCCAACUGUACGUCAUCCGUUGAAGAAUUCCUUUCUACGAAGCCGUUCAUUUUAGUUGGAAGGCGCUUUCUGUCCGCAGAUGAGGUCGCCUUUGAGUUGAAGACCGAUUGUUCCCCUUUCCUUAAUAAACUUCCAGAAACUUUAUCCGAUUCUUACGCCAAACUCCUGAGAUUCAGUGGUGUUAGAGAGCAAUUCGAAGCGAAGGACUACAUUUCAGGUCUUCUAAAAAUGAAACAACAGUUUGCAGAAACACAACUCGAUGAGAAAACCUUGCAAGUGGCAGUCAAUAUGGCUAUCGAACUUGGGGAGACUGUGAGACAUUGUAAUGAAGAAUGGUAUUCCGAGGAAGGAAGCUCGACUUAUAUUUAUCUUCCUGAUUCUGGUGGGAGAAUGCUUGCAGUAGCUGACCUUUGCUACAAGGAUUGUCUCUGGAUGCCUGAUGAUCCAGAGGAACAGUUCGUUUAUGAAGAAAUUCCCUGGUCGACCUGUGAACAACUGGGAGUUAAAACACGCCGAGAAAGGGUCUUGCAACAACACGAUAGUGGCUUUCCUUUUGGGCAAAAGGAAGAGCUCACAGAUCAAUUGAAACGGAUUUUGACAGGCCACCAAGGCGAGAAAGAGCUUUUAAAACAGCUUCUUCAGAAUGCAGAUGAUGCACAAGCAACCGAAAUUUGCUUCAUCAAGGAUCCUAGACACCACCCUGAUGAAAGAGUGUUCCAAGAAAGUUGGAAGUCUCUGCAAGGUCCUGCACUUUGUGUGUAUGUCAACAGACCAUUUACCAAUGGGGACAUUAAAGGAAUUUGUAACUUUGGCAUGGGCAGCAAAGGAGAAGAUCCAAACAAGACUGGUCAGUAUGGAUUCGGGUUUAAUGCUGUGUACCACGUGACUGAUGUGCCGUCUUUCAGGUCGAAGGGUGAAGAAACUGGAGAUGUUUUCUGCGUGUUUGACCCUCACUGCAAGUACGUUCCGUUUGCAAGUGAUGCAAAACCAGGAAGAAUGUACAGAGACAUCCAUAGGUUGAAGAAAAAGUUUCCAGAUGUUUUUCCCUGUUAUCUUGAAGAGUUGUUUGCCAUAAAGAAUGCAACAAUGUUUCGAUUUCCGCUGAAGACACAGGAAAUGGCUGAAGAAUCCAAAAUAUCAAAGAAACCUGUUUCCGUGCAUCAACUCGAUGGAAUGAUGAAAGAUCUGAAGAUGGAGAUGUUCGACGUUCUUCUGUUCGUUAACAAUGUGAGCAAGAUUAGCAUUGCAGAGAUAGACAGAAGUGAAAAACUAGCAGAGUUCUACUCCGUUGAAGUUGUUAUGACUCAAGAAGAUGAGAGGAUAAGGCAAUGUUUCGCUGAUUACAUGAAUCAAGUUGGAACGCAAUCCAAACACGACGAUUUCCUCCCUACAAGUAUACAACCGAAAAAGUGCAUUUAUACCAUGACACUUCGUGACAGCGCUGGUGAGGAGGAGACUUGGUUGAUUGUUCAACAGGUCGGCUUUGAGAAGCCUGUCGAAAAGAGUAUUGUUGAAGCUUUCAGAGAGAAAAACCUUGGGAUGUUACCUCGCGGUGGUGUGGCUUGCCUUUUAAGCAGCAGCAGGUCAUCUGGGCAGCGAAAAGAUAACGAAGGUAAAGCGUACUGCUUUCUUCCACUACCCUUCAGAACCAAUUUGCCCGUUUAUAUCAAUGGUCACUUUGCUUUGGACCAUGAGGCCAGAAGAAAUUUGUGGCAGGAUGAAGAUGAUGGCUAUCGGAGUGACUGGAAUAAAGCCCUGCUACGAGAUGUGAUCACCUCCUGCUACCUCACGCUCCUGGACAAGGUACGAGGAUACAUUCAGCUGCCAGUUGGGAAGGAUGUUGCAGGUCAAUACUCCACCUUUAGCAAAAGCGAGAUCAAGAAAAGGCUAACUUCCUAUGAAAGCCUUUUCCCCAGGUACCCCUUUGAAGAUUCUCUCUGGAAGGCGUUAGCUGAUUCCAUGUACCAAGAAAUGAGCAAGAAGAAGAUGCGCCUAAUUCCAGUAGUGAGGUCUUUGAAACAAAUGUCAGAUGGCCGUGCUAAAAAUUUGAAAUCAGAAGUAACAUGGUUUCCACCGCAAGGCACAGGCAAGAACCAAGUAUUCUUCAACAAUCUCGAAAUCGAAGGCUGCUUUGCUUCACUUUCUCUAAGGCCAAGUAUUGAAGAGGAGCAAAGGAGAAAGAAAGAGGAAGCCCGGAUUAGGCGAAAACAGCAAUUCGAAGAAACGAUGCUACGAACUGGGUUCAAUUUAGUGACACUAUCAAUCACCGUCUUCCGUUCAUUCAAAGAAGCGGGAGUAGAGGUUUGCUGUCUAUGUCCUCUUGUUGUUAUGGACUUCUUCAAGUCUUUUAAUGAUGUAAAUUCGCUUUGCAGUAUUGGCGAGAUCCCGUUUCCUAUUGACAAGACUCCAUUCAAGGACAAAGGGGCAGUAAUUGGCAUUCUGAAGUACUGUAGGGCUGAUGAACAUUUUCUGGAGAAUCUCGCGGGUCUUCCAUUGCUUCUCACACAAGAUAACUACCUACGCGUAUUUAGCGAGAAAGAACCUCGGUGUUUGAGUCAUUUUUACGAUACUUUACCACAAUCGCCGUCAUUAUUUGUGCACAAAAGAGUCCACUGCGAAGUUUUCAACACUGUUGAUCUUAAAAGAGCCCCUGUUUUCCGACCCCUGGAUGUGCAAAUACUCUCGACAAAUUUGCACCUUACACUUCCUGAAUGCUUCUGUAGCGAGGAUCACUAUAUGAGGUGGUCUCCUGAAGAUCCAAAAUCUCCUUUGCCGAAUCGUCGCUGGAUUUACAGAGUCUGGGACUUUUUGGAGAGAUUUACCAGCAAAACAUUGAGGGAAUCCGACGUAACAGAUGAAAACAAAACUUCGUUCAUUCGUGACCUGCUCAAACCGUUAUCUAAAUGGAGCAUUCUUCCAGCAACAGAGACAAACCAGUUGGUAGAUCAUUAUUUGGUGCCUCUGUCAAUGGCGGAGUCGGUUAUUGAUUAUGGUGAUUGUAGUCAAUCAAGCAAGAAGUUGGUCGUGGCUUUAAAAGGUUUGACAUUGCCUGAACUUAACUCAGCUGUGAUGGCAUCCAACAGCGCUGAUGAGUUGUCCUACACGAAGACGGAUUCAUACAUUUUCGCUUGUUGUCUAGUAGCGACUUUGAAGACACCUCAUUCGCUUCUAACGACGCUUAAUCAGAAACUCAAGAAGAAUCCCGACUCUCUUAGUGAUAAACUUAAGUGCAUGGAAGCUGAAAGCAUUCUUAAUUACUUUAGCCGCAGUGUCAAGGAUUUAGUAGACGACGACAAAGAAACACUAAGGAAGCUUCCUUUCUUUCCACUGGCGGGCGGAAGGCUUGGAUUAGUACAGGAAAGAGACGUGUUUGUUCUACCUGCUGAGAUCCCCAAGGACGAGAUGGAUGCUGUGGAAUCCAGAUUUGGCUGUUUGUUUCUAGAACCUCGUCAAAGUUUGUCGGACUUGUAUGAAUUCCUCGGAUUUCACCAAUUACCACCUGCAAAUGCAUAUCUAAAAUUCAUUUUGAAAUGUUUUCAGCAUCUUAGUUUAGAGGGAAAAUUGGCUCAUCUUCGAUACCUUCGGGGUUUGGUUUUCACGGCAAGUGUACCAGGGAAGGAAAACAAAGCAAUUGAAAAAGAACAACUGCUAGGCUAUCUGAAAGUAGUUCCAUUUAUCCAAGCAGUGGAUGGCUUCUGGAAGACAGCGUCUAGUUUCUACGACCCCCGUAAUGAAGUUUUCCGUACUAUGUUAUCAGCGGACAGUUUUCCACCAGAAAUUUUCAACACUAACGAAUGGCUGCCCUUUUUGGAGAAGAUAGGCCUAAUUACAGAUGUUUCCCAGGACGAUUUUGUGAAGUUCGCUCUCCAAGUCGCAAAUGAAGCUGAAUCAGCACGCACUGAAGAGACCUACAAGAAGUCCGAAGUUCUAGUGAAUAACCUUCUCUCCUGGCCUAAUGUUGUAGAAAAAGGGCUCUUAACUCGAGUUCGUAGCAUUCCUUUUGUGGCAUCAGAGCCAGUAAGAGAGUCCCUAGAAGCACUAUGUCCACCAUUUGGUGAAAUGAAGAACGGCAAAAUCCCAUUUAUUCCAUUUAGUGGUGCAGUACCAAUGGAUUAUGAAGAAAUUGUAUGGACCAAAGCGUAUUUGCUUCCAGCUUGGGCGGAUCCAAGGUUUAGUUACAGAGCCAUUGCGAGUGGGGGUCCUCAUCAAAAGACAGAAAAGUAUCUCGAAAGUUUCCUGGCCCAGCUCAACGUUAUUAAGGAGCCAUCAAUUCGACUUGUCAUCGGCCACUGUCAGACGGUAAGUGGCAUAGGAGAUCUCAGCGAUAAGAACCCUUCCACUGUCAUACGGGUUAUGGAACGCAUUUACACAUUUCUGCAGCAAAAGGCAGCCAGUGAACCUGAUUUGAAUAUCUUGCUCCAAAGCACACGUUGUAUCUUGGUGGAGCGAGGGAAAAGGUUCAUCCUUCCUAAACAAGCCGUCCUUGAGCUCUACGAGGAUCUUGAGAUAAAGCCAUUCCUGUACAGAGUACCUCCUGAAUUUGGCAAGUUUCAGUCUUUGUUUAAGCUUCUGGGCUGCUCCAAGACUGUAACCUCUGCACACUACGCAAUGGUCUUAGAGCUUUUGCAGAAAAAGUGCCAAGAAGCAAAGCUACAGCCACACGAAAUCCAAAUGUGUUGUAAGGCGGUUAGAGGACUAUUUAACAGUUUGCAGGACGAUGAUGAAAGUGUAAAAACGCUCCCUAAAUUGUACCCACCAGCAGUGUAUCCAGAAUGCGGCUCUCCGAUCAAACCACUAGAAGCUAACCCUGUUACUUUGCAUCCAUCAGAAGAGCUUAUAUUUGAUGACGCUCCAACCUAUGGCAGUCGGAUUCACGGGAUCGACCAGCUGUUCGUGCCUGACCUUAGCCUGAUGGAAGUAAACUUAAAAUCAGCCAUGACGAGCUUUAAAGAUCUCAUGAUGAAAUUGCCUUCCUCUUUACAACCACAAAUGUUAUCGUCAGUGGUGAAAGAGUCGCUCACCUCCCCAGAGAGCCUAGAAUUAGUAUCAAUUGAGGCAGUGAAUGCACUGAAACGGCAACUCAAGUCUGUGCAGUUUGGACAUGGAUUUGCGAGAAUCAUAAGAGACGCCAAUUAUCAGAAAAAAGGCUUCGAUGAAGGGGUUAUAGAAGGUGUUGAAAGCGGACUCCGAAGCAUUGAACUCUUAUCUGUGAAAAGCCUUAAAACGUCUCUUUAUCACAAUGACAUCCUUAUUCCUGAGAGUGAGCAAUCAGUGCUAUAUUUCAAAGAGAAGUUGGAGCUACCUGGCGGGGAAACGUGGAGAGUUUAUAUCAAUGCGCUAACUGGAAUAGAUGAAACCAUUUGGACACUGGUAGCCAAUAUUAUCGUGGGAAUGUACGGGGAAUUCCUCGGUAAGAAUUCCUAUGUCAUUACCGGUAUGUUACUUUGUCCUCCCUCGAGCAUCUGGGCACUCUUGGACAAGAUGGGUAUAAGUAAAGAUGACAGUUACGGCGCAGCACAAAUGGAAAUCUAUCCACAACCCGGUACCUAUAUUCCAGUUGAAGAUCAGCAUCUGUUGAAUGACGCUUUUGAGGAAAUUGAACCCGGGCAAUACGUAGGUUAUCAGCUGAAUGACCCAAGUCUACAGGAGGAGGAAGGCUCUGCAAUCUACAUCUACGCUAUUGUUACUGAGAAGGAAGUAUCAAACACAGAUGCUGAGAUAUUGUUGAAAUCAUACAGGAUCGACAUUGGGCAUAACAAGGAGCCAGUUGAGGUCAAGGCUGCUCGCUUGCAUACAUUUCACCGAUUGGAAGAGAUAUUUAACGAGCAGGAGGAAUUACACGAAGAUAAAGAAGAAGUGUGUAAAGAGAUCUCUGCCACUCUCGAGCUCGCAUGGGAACUAGUAGGGGAAGAAAGAGAUCAAAUUGUCAAGCGUUUGUUUUUGCGUUGGUUUCCAAAGGAGAAUGUUCAUAAUUUGGAGUUGUUCGCAGCGACCUCUGAGCAUUUGAGGAAAGAAGUUUCUAGACUCAAUGGUUUCAACGAUUCUUUGUUUGCUUCAUGGGUAGCCCUUGUAAGAGAACGAGAAUAUCAGAGAGAAACUUACCGAGAAAACUUCCGCAAAAAGUACGGUUCAUGGAAGUCUUCAUCAGGCCGUAGGUCAGGAUACAGUUUUCCUCCAAGUUUCUGUCAUCAAAAUUCUCAGCCAGCAGAGGCCAAGCGCUGGUUCAGACAAGCUAAAGCUGAUCUUGAGGCUGGCACCAGGGAAUUCUCCUUCGGCAGAGAUUCAUAUGAAUGGGUUUGCUUUAAAUGCUACCAGGUAAUCCUGCAUUUUAUCCUGAUAUAUUUCCAAUGUAUAUUGUUCCAGCCCAGUGCGGUAUAAAGAAUGUUGAGUUUAUUCUACAACCAUAAGGGGCGUCUUUUUUGCCGGUAAAUCAACAACAAGAAUUCCGUCUUUAACUCUUUUAAUAUUUAAAUAAACAGCAUCGGAAAACAGCAGUAAAAGUUAAAAACACUUCUUAUGCCAAGAUAUUGACAAACACAAUCGAAGUUGACUUUCAAAGGAAAUCUUAUACCACUUUUGGUUAAGCUAAAGUCGACACUUUUAUUAAAGGGACAUUGAAAGGUCGCCGAGGGGAAGCAAGUCAUUUCUGCUUAAAAAUCAUACGUUAUAGGCUAGGUCAUUAGCACACUCCGAUCUAAUUAGCCAAUAUUAAUGAACUUCCAGAAUUUUUCACAGAGGACGUAAGUCUCAAUACUAAAAGAGCACAAAGCAAGUAGGUGUGCGAUCUUAGGGUUUCUUAAGAACAUUUUAAGUUCCUCCAAUACGAUUAGGGUGCUUUUUUACGCUUUUGGCUUGGAGUUGCAUAUAUGUCCAUUGUAGCUCUAAAACACACGGAUGGAAGAACCAUUUGCUUACAAUGGAGUAUGCAAAGUUUCAUUGUGGCAUAUCCAAUCUCGUGGAAACAACACGAGGAGUCGUUCUUUCCUGGGAUCAUCAGGUAGCCCCAAACCAAAACAUUCUUUCAUCUACUAUUAUUUAAUUACGUGUGGUUGUUUAUGUCUUUUCAGGCAGCGGAAAAGGCCCUUAAAGCCAUGCAAUAUAAUGUGGACGCAAACCAGAAGACGAAUGACCACAAUUUGUGUCAAAAUUGCUAUGAUUUUGAUGACCCUGAAUUAACCCAGUUAGCGGGUCAACUGGAAUGUCUUGUAGUUAAUUCUGCACACAUGCGAUAUCCUGACGCUAUGUCAUACCCCAAGAUACCAAAUGACGUGUAUACAGCAGAAAAGGCAGAGAAGGCCCUGGACUUAGCAAGAGACAUUCUGGAGAGAGUGAAAGUCGAAUUGACUUAGUUAAAGGUAUGUGUGAUAUUACUCUCAUUUUUUGUAGUCCAGAAAUAAGACAAUAUGGCUUACGGCGAGAAUGGAAAGGUUGAAGAAACCAAACUACACCAGCUGAUUUCAAGAUUCGUUAUGAACUCAAAGACUCAAAAGCUCAUGGCGGCCUAUGAACGACCUCACAGAACAUCCUCUGCUAAAGUCACAACAACGGAGUUCCAGUGCCCCAUCUGUUUCAGACUCUGCGCUUCCAGACUGGGUUUACAGAGCCACCAGAGAAUCCAUAGAUGAUACCACAUCACACAGUCUUCUUAUACGAAGGACAACCACCAUGCCAUGUAUGAACACAGUUAAGGUGGCUCAAUAGGGUUUUUCAGGAUUAAUACCUCCCAAGUUGGAACUUUUUCCUCCAAUAGCCGCCUCGAUGUUCGUGACCUUUGAAGGAAAUCUGUAAGAGUGUGAACGAGAUAUUUUGGGAUGAAGUCUUUGAGGACAUAAUUACGGUAAAAACUGGACAAUCUUAAUGUUUGGCCGUUAUCUGUAGAAAACGAAGCGCUUUUGAGAUGCAAUUUCACCUCAUAAUAGUUUCAAUCUUUUUUAAAACGAGUGUAAAAGAUCAUGGAGAUAGCUCUAGCCGAUUGCUAGAAAGAAGGAUUUGAUUAGUAUGUAUCGAGGCGCUCUUGUUUAAGGUUUUCAAAUGAGCAAAUAAUUUUUAAACCACUCGAUAGAUUGAGAUUUUUGAGAUCAACCGUCGUUUUAUAUGACCUUUGAGUUUCAAGAUUAUUGAUAUAUUGUAAGCCAGUAAAAUAAGAGUUACAAUUCGUUAAGUUUGUGUCAGAAAAUUCUUGUUUAUAAGUGAGAACCUCUCACUGUUCAGGGGUAUUGUCUCCAAGUUUCAUAUUUUCGUAGACAACAAUAUCUAACAUUUCUGCAUAUUUCCAAUGCAUUGCUACUUACUGCUGUUCACGUGAAAAUGAAACUUGGAAACCAUAUCAAAGCUCUUCGUUUGCUACAGAUUACGGCCGAACAUGGCAUUCGAUUGAUUCGAGUUACCCUUACGUCUCACAAAUUUCAGCAAACUAAUAACUUUGAUGUUAAGGCUUUUCAUUUAUCUUCACAUUUUAUGAACCGGGGUGACCUCACUAUUUCCCACUGAAAGAGAGUGAGAGGGCGUCUUAUCAGAGGCGGUGGCUUAUCAUAGGGAUUUCUUGCUCUAACUCGACUGGACCUGUGAAACGCGGUAUAUCGAUGGGCUACAUUGCCAAGCUUUAAGAGUUCAUGCCAUUACAUUGUAAUUCGUGUCGUUCUACCUCAUCAAAAAAAUAUCCAGUUUCUUCAAACGUUUGGAAAAAUAUUCAUUUCAGAAAUAUUGAUGUGAAGCAUUUUCUUUUCUUUUUCAGUAUUCUUCUAUCCUUGAAAGAUGAGUUGCGAAUCAGACCACAUUUAAAGUAGAGUGGCUCUGCAGUUCCAUUCGAUCUUAGAAGAAGUUAGACUAAUUUUUGCCAGUAGAGAAAAUUAUGCUCGAGUUUAGUAGUCUCAUUGCAAUGCCAGCUUAAGGCCCGUCCACAGUAUUUCCAGAUCAUUUUUAAAUACAUUUCCCACUUUUGCAUACAGACCACACUAAAAAGGUGUUUUUGUCCACCGAAAGAUAAUCUUCAGAUUGGAAGAAUAGCCGGUGUUUUCAGUGAAAACACCGGCUAGGUGAUGUAGGAUGCGUGGAUCGUCGAGAACGCUGGCGUUAAAAUUAAAUGGCCAUAUGUUAUUGCCUUGCUGGCGUGUUUUAAGGUAACGUUUGUUUACAAUUCUAUUCAAGCCGAGUGUCGAGGAAUCGUCUCGUUUUUGAAGUUUUCCGGAUCACUGUGGACGGUAUAAAGCAAUGAAAUGAUAUACAAACGAUAGUGCAUUUUACUUGUUUUCAAAUUCAUUCGACUUGUGGAUGGGGCUUAUACAUUGGGUAUGGCUUAUACAUAUAUGGGCCGCUGCAUGUUAGAUAUGAACUUUGAAGCUGGUGAAGUACAGCUAAUAGCAACGUAGAGGAUAUUAGUUCGUUUCAGUUUUGCAAAAAAUCAGUUUGCAUAGUCUUAUCAUUUACAAAGGUGACACGAGUAACAAACGUUUCUUGUGUUAUGUUGCUUUUUUAACACUUUUUUUAAAAUUUAAAUUCUUUUUGUCUGUAAUUUCGAUUUCUUUAGGCUCAGGAACAAAUCUAUAGUUUCUUGCACCAUCAAGAAAUAAUUUUCAAUGGUUUUUAGAGGGUUUACCUAGAGUACCAAACACUCAAGAGUUUGUUUGUUCGUGUUUUGAUUUAGUAACGUACAUGUACACUGACGUCGUUACUCAUGAGGCGCAACGCACGGAAAACCUGAUUCUGUGGUCCAAAGGGACAUACAUCUCGUUGGAAGCCGUCAUGUCAAUAUUUGACAGUUUUUUAGUUUUUUGAUUCGAAAACUGUUGUGAAUAUGCUUAAGAUUAACG